AUGUACUAUUUGUGUUGCCUUUGGAUUUAAGUUAGCACAGAAUGACGUCCAUUGACAAUGUGCGUGUGCUGCUGCAGUCUCUGCCAGCAGCAUCGCCUGCCGUCGGCAACAGCAACAACAAUGCACAGCAAAAUGAGUCGACGCCGGCUAAACUUGGCGCUGCUGCAACACCAUUGCGCGCGAGAAAUACCCAGCAGCAGCAACAACAGCAGCAACAGCAGCAGCAGCUGCAGUUGCAAGCACAUCCACAAUUUUUUUAUGGUACGCCGGAAAAAUCAACAACUGGGGCCAGUGUUGGUGGCAAGCAGCUCAGGGCGCCGGAGGAAUUCUGGCGUGAUCUGCACCAGUUUCACGAGCGGCGCGGCACUCCGCUGACGCAGGCCGCCAAGAUAAGUGGUCAGCACGUGGAUUUAUACCGGCUGUACCAGGAGGUCACGGAGCGCGGUGGCUUUAACAAAGUGAACAUGCGCGAUGAGUGGGACGAGGUGUACAGCGCGCUGGACACGCUGCGGGAUCGUUGCGUUAAUGGCACCGCUGGCAUUAAGCAUAUCUAUCGUCGCUAUUUGGACAAAUACGAGCGUCUGAACUUCUUGGGUGAGGAUCCCGACAAGCUGGAGGCCUUGGAGGCGGUCAUCGAGUGCGCUGAUCUGGGCGCCAGCGCCAGUCGUGCGCGUUCACGUGCCUUGGCCGGCGCCAGCGUCGGGGGUGUAGGUGGCAGCUUAACUGGCGGCAGCUGGGGCAGCAUUUUUGGCAUGCCGCACUCCACGCUGACGGCCGUGCCCAUGGCGUAUAACCAGCGCCAGCAUAUGGUGAAUGCGGAUCGCCGACGACAGUACAAAAUGUCGACACAGCUGCACAAGCACAGCAGCUAUGAGAAGCUGCUGUUGUCGCUUAUCUCACCGCUGCCCAACGAGCAGGACUUUGCCAUCAAUGUGUGCACGCUGAUGGCCAAUGAGCAGCGUCCAACGCUGCAGCUGAACGAGUGCCCCAAGCUGUUGGAUGUGCUGCUGGCGCAUUUGGGCGUCUAUGCGGACUACAGCAUGCGCCAGCUGUUCCAGCAUGGGCACAACAAUGCCGGCAUGCAGGUGCGACGUCACUCGAAGCUUAAUUUCUGGCGGGACUUGCUCUACGAUAAGCCACAAAUUCUGGACCUCUACACGGACGAACAAGCCUGGCUGGACAAUGGACUGAUCAACAUGGAGAGCGACGCAUGCAACGAUUAUCUGUUUCAAUCGGAUGAGCUCGAUUUCGAGCUGGACUUUUUAAAUUUACGUCGAAGUCAUGGCACGGAUGAGCGCAUUGGCCAGCGUGUGCUGCAAAUUGUUCAGCUAUUGCGCAGCUUGAGUUUUCAUCAGGACAACGUUACUCUGCUCGCCUCCAAUCGUACGCUCUGGCGAUAUCUGGUCAUGGGUGCCAAUGUUCGUUGGAGCAACAUCCACAUUCAGGCCCUGGAAACGGCUGGCAAUUUGGCGCAGCAGUUUGACCUACUGGAUCCUGCCACGGACGAGCUAUCGCGCAAUCUGCUGGCCACGCUUUGCGAGGGCGUCGAAUCGAAUGAUCGCGCUGUCAUCAUCAGCUGCCUAGAGAUACUCUACAAACUGUGCGGACGCGAGGGCAAUGCCCAGCACAUAAAUCGUUGUCUUGGCUUGGAUUUCUAUCAGCGUGUGAUGCUGUUGCUCUCGCUGACCGAUGUGAUGCUUUUGAUCUUCACGCUGGAGGCGAUCUAUGCGUUGAGCUCUUUGGGUGCGCGUCCCUGCUCGAUGUUGAUGCAGGUGCGCGGUCUGCUGGAUCAGCUGGUGGCCUUACUAACCGUCGAGGCGCAAUCAUAUGGCGCGGCUGGCUGCAUUUUGAUGCGCGUCGUGGAGGUGGUGCCGGGUAAUAUGUUGUCCACACUGGCACAGACCAUACCGGGCACUCAAAUGACACAGCUGAUGACGGCCAAGCAGCCACAGCAGCCAGCGCCGAUUGCUGCACUGCCGCCGCCAGCGCCAACACAGGUCCAAGUGUUACCGCCACAGCCGGAGACCGUUUCGGUGUCUGUGCCUGCGCCUGCUCCAACGCAUACGCCCGCGCCCGCCGCUGUGUCCCUGCCUGUGCCUAGUUUGCCGCAGGUGCAGCUGCCUGUGCCCAGUUUGCCGCAGGUCCAGCUACCGCCACCGCCAACCCAACAAGUAUCGAUGCCUGCUCCAGCGGCCGGCACAGUUAUGCUGCCUGGAUCGUUGCCCGCAGCGCCCUCAGCGCCGCAAAGCUUUACCCAUGAUGAUGAGACCUAUGCGCUGGCCUGGCUGGGUGCCACCUACGAGCGCGCCGGCAAUGGUCAUGAGUAUCGCGUAGAGCAACAGGAGCUGUACACCAUUUACCUAUCGCACUGCCAGAAGGCGGGCAAGCUUUCGGUGGUGAAUCGACUGCAAUUUCCGCGUCUCGUGCGGCUCAUAUUCAAUGCGAGCGUUGGUCCAGCCAUUGUGCGCCAAAUGGACGGCACCGAUCUGCCCGGCACGCACUAUGUGGGCAUAAGGAUGCGUGCUCAGCCUUUACCCAUGCAGCAGCAGCAUCAACAACAGCAACAACAACAACAGCAGAAGGCAGCAGCAACGGCGACGGCAACAGCUGCCAAAAAGGAGCCAGCGCUGGUGACCAAAUCAGAGACAACAGCUGUAGACGCAUCUGAUGAAGCUACAGGCUCACAGACGCCCAGCUCCUCGCUGAUUAAGAGCCUGCUGGCAAAUAAAGUUAACGAGCGGCAGCUGAAACAAAAGGCCCAGGCCCAACCGCCUGCGCUGGUGGCCACCACAGCCUCAGCCACGGGCUCCCCGGCCAGCCAACCCAUUAAGGUGACCUCCACGGCAAUUAGCGCCUUUGUCAACAAUCCGCUGAUGCAGCACACGCCCGUAAAGGUGGGUCAAACCACCAUAAAGCCGUUGCAUCCGCAGCUGGCGCUGGAGAAGAAGCCAAUGACGGACUCAGCACCACCGCCGCUGGCACCAUUAAGCGGCUCCAAUGUGCUUACGAAGGAUGCGCAGGGGCGUACCGUAAUUAUACAAUCCAAACGCAAGCUGACCAUCGAUGAGGAGCAAAACAAGCGACUGGCAUUGGAUAGCAGCAGCAACACGCCCGCUGGCAAGGAUGAGCCGCAAGUGACGCCCUCUAAAAAUGCGGCCAAUCUCUACGCAGAUUUGGCUGCUUCGAUACUAGAAGAUGAGGAUUUGGACGAUGUGCCGCCGCUGGCAGCGUCCAGUCAAGAGCAGCAGCAGACAACUCUGCAACAACAACAGCAGCAGCAGCAACAACAACAACAACAUCAGCAGCAGCAUCAGCAGCAACAUCAGCAGCAGCAUCAACAACAACUGCAGCUCAUACCCGCCAAGGUGCAGCCCACACAGCGUCAGCUCAUCUUUCCCGCUGGCAGUGCGGGAGCGCCACCGCCGCAGCUGAAAUUGGCCACCACGGCGACCAUUAAAACGGACCAGGGCUUGCAAACGGUGCCGGUCAUAUUGCAGAAGACAGAGCAACAGCAACAGCAACAACAGCAGCAGCCGACGCAAACACAAUAUGUGCUGGCCACCAAUCAGCAGGGACAGACCUAUCUGGUGGCACAGCAAACGGCGCCAGUGGCAGCGGCAGCCAAUGCGCCGGCCACGCCCACGCUGCUGGUUACCCAAGCGGCGCAGCAGCAGACCAAAACAAUUAUCAUAUUGCAACAGCCGGGUGUCAGUGCCAGCAAUGUGCCCGGCACACAGAAGGUCAUAAUGACCACAGCGCAGGGUCAACAGGUGCUGGUGACAACAACGACAGCGCCUGCGGUCGGCCAGCCACGGCCCGCAACCCAAGUCCAACAGCAGCUGCAGCAACAGCAACAAAUCUUUCUAAAUCCGCAGCGUGCGGUGCCCGCCGCCUUGGGUGCUGGUCAAAUGUCGCCCUCGCUGCUCUCGCAACUCAAUCAGAUACCCGCCACCAUUAAGCUGCAUCAGCCGCAGCCGUCGCAAUCGCCACAGCUGCAUCGUGGCGGCAUUGUGGCCACCAAGACAGCGCCCAUACCGCAGCUUCAGCAGCAUCAGUCUAUUAUACAGCAGCAUAUCAUCUCCGGCCCGGCGGCAGCGGCAGAGAAGCGGCAGCUGCUCCUAGGCGGCAUCAAGGAGACAACGCUCAUCACACAAACGCCCGCCACGGCUGCCCCACUGCAGCAGAGUCAACUUAACUCGCAGACAAUCAUUACCACACAGCCGCCGGCAGCUACCACACCGAUUGUUGGCGCUGCACUGCAGCAGCAACAGCAGCACAUACGCAGCGUGCUCGAGCAGCAGCAGCAGCAUCAUCCAUCCAUAAUACAGCAGAAGAUAACUAUGCCCACAGUGCUAACGGAGACGGUCAAAGCUAAAGCUGCGCCAGCAGCAGCAACCAUUGCCAAGAAGCCAAUGGCGCCACCAACGCCUUCGCUGCCUGCGCAGCAACAACAGCAGCAGCCGGUGCAAAUGCCAGCGCUGAAACCCACGCAACAACUACAACAACAAACGCAGUUGGUCAGCAGCGAGUCGAAGCCCAGCAUUAUGAUUGAAGCCAAGCCGGCGGAGCAAUCCACAAUUACAGCAACAGCAACAGUUGCUUCAAUGCCAGCAACAGCUGCAGCAGCUGCCACAGCUAUUGCCUCCACCACAACAACAGCAACGAGCAUUGUUAGCAAUAGCAAUCCAACAGCAGCCGGAGCAGCUACCAGCGCUGUGCCCGUGGAUGUCAAUUGGCUGUUCAUUUGCGAUUGGCGCAAUUGUCCGCGUCGCAAAUUCAAAUCGCUCAACGAGCUGCAGCACCAUGUCUGCAAUGUGCAUUGUCCGGAUCAUUUGGACACCGGCGCUGAGAUCUAUUGCCAGUGGGGCAGCGGUCCCAGCUUGUGUGACAACAUAGCCCGUAAGCGUUACUCACUGAUGACGCAUCUGGUGGAUCGUCAUUUGGCCCUGGAUGAUCUGCGUGCGAGCGUGCAGCGUCGCCUUGCCACGGGCAUACACAAUGUGGCGCCCACCCAGCCAACGGUCACAAUUGUGCGCAAUGUGGGCAAUGCCAGCAAUGCGCCAGCAUCAACAGCGGCAACAACAGCAGCUGCUGCUGCGCCAGCGACAACGGCCACGGCUGUGGGAACCUCGGCGCUGCAGGCAAUUAAACGACACUCGGCCGACUUUCUCAACUCCAAGGAGCUGUUGGAUGAGAACGAGGGCCCAGUCACAAAGAGCAUACGCCUCACGGCGGCGCUGAUAUUGCGCAAUCUGGUCAAUUACACUUCGACGGCCAAGCGCAGCCUCAAGCGGUAUGAGCCGCAUCUGGCCAAUGUGGCAUUUAGCAAUGUGGAGGCCAGUGGUGUCCUCUCCCACAUACUGCACGAGCUCAGUCAGUAAUCUCCCCAACUAAUCAACUAUCUAAAAAAAUAUAUAUAUAUAUAGUAUAUGCAUAUACAUAUAAACAUAUUUUUCUACACCUCACGCUGCGCUGCUAUACAAAAAAAAAACUAAAUAUUUAAACAAUUAUUUCUAUUAACUAAUGACAUU
Messenger RNA from Drosophila novamexicana, 5531 nucleotides. It is a transcript of the gene Bap170, whose product is annotated as AT-rich interactive domain-containing protein 2. Gene Ontology annotation, cellular component: SWI/SNF superfamily-type complex. Gene Ontology annotation, biological process: regulation of DNA-templated transcription. NCBI's taxonomy places the organism in Eukaryota, Metazoa, Arthropoda, Insecta, Diptera, Drosophilidae. Bases 42 to 5381 code for a protein of 1779 amino acids. Gene Ontology annotation, molecular function: DNA binding. The transcript has 4 exons. The record is from RefSeq and is a predicted model, not a curated record.